AUGAUGCUUCUGUUCUUGUUCUGUAUUACAUGUAAAUCAUAUGAUAUGAAUUGCAACAUAGUUGAUGACCCACUUCUUAUAGACCAUCACUUUGCUCAGCCAGGAAAUGUUAUCAUUGGGGCAAUUCUCUCCCAAGCUAUCUUCUUUCACAAUAGCCUAUUCUUCACAGAAGAGCCCUCUCAGAUGUUGAUCAAUGAAGUAAUUUCUGCGCCUAAGUCAUAUCAGUACAUCCUUGCUUUGGUGUUUGCUAUCAAAGAGAUCAACAGGAAUCCUGAGCUCUUACUGAACAUCACUUUGGGUCUCCACAUUCUGAACAACUACUUUAUUGAGAGGAUAACCUAUAAGGCAAUCCUGAACUUACUUUCUACACAACAGAAGUUUGUUCCUAACUUUACCUGUGAUUUAACGAAAACAUUUAUUGCUACCAUUGGAGGACGUUUGACAGAGACCUCAUCCAUUAUGGCCAAUGUUCUUGCCAACUAUAAGAUUGCUCAGCUUGCCUAUGGAACAUUUACCCCAGUACAUGGUGAUAAAAAAUUAUUUCCAUUUUUGUACCAGAUGGUCCCAAAUGAAACCUAUCAGUACAUUGGAAUUAUUCAAUUACUUCAACAUUUUGGAUGGAAUUGGAUUGGGAUCUUGGCUGUGGAUGAUGACUAUGGUGACAUGUUUUUGCAGAAAAUUGGACCAUUGCUUUCCCAAAACAACAUUUGUUAUGCUUUCAUACUUAGAACACCAAAGAAAGCAUAUCUGGAUGAAUAUAUACACUUUAUUUCAAUGAAGUUAAGAUAUGCCCACCUCUUUACAGAUGAUAAAAUCAAAGUGUGUUUGGUCUAUGGAGUCCCUCCAUCCAUACAAAAUCUGAGAAUGAUCAUCUUUCUAGCAUCUUGGAAUUCACAGCCUACUUUGGGCAAAGUGUGGAUUGUUACAUCUCAUUGGAAUUAUGAAUCACUGUCAAUUCAGAGACUUUGGGAUAUGCAGAGUUUCCAUGGUGCUCUUUCAUUUGCAGUUCGCUCAAAAGAACCACCUGGAUUCCAAGAAUUUCUUCAGACUUUUCACCAUGUUUUGAAAAGCAUCACAUUCAACAACAGUAUGGGAGACACUAUCAGUUUUGAUGAAAACAGAGAACUGAUUACGGGCUUUGAUAUUGUAAACUGGAUUAUUUUGCCCAAUAAUUCCUUUUCUCGAGUCAAGAUUGGAACACUGGAACCUCGGGCUCCACCAGGCAGAGAAUUAACUCUUAAUGACAAUCAAAUUGUAUGGCACAGAAGCUUUAACCAGGUUCUGCCUGUCUCUCUUUGUAAUGAUCACUGUGAUCCAGGCUCCAGUAGAAAGAAGAAGGAAGGAGUGAAAUUUUGCUGCUAUGAUUGUGCACCAUGUCCAGAAGGGCAGAUCUCUGACAAAAUAGGUAGGAUAAAAAGAGAUAUGGAUGCCUGCAGGAAGUGUCUGGAAAAUGAGUGUCCCAACAAUAUCCAAAAUCAAUGUAUUCCCAAAGGUGAACACUAUCUCUCUUAUAAUGAAACUUUGGGAAUCCUCUUUAGUACAUUGUCUAUUGUUUUCUCUUUGAUUACAGUCUUCGUGCUUGGAAUAUUUUGGAGGCACCAAGAGACUCCAAUUGUCAAAGCCAAUAACUGGGGCCUCACUUGUAUCCUCCUCAUCUCCCUUCUUCUUUGCUUCCUCUGCUCCUUCCUCUUCAUGGGAAGGCCUGAAAAGGUUACAUGUCUUCUUCGACAAACAACUUUUGGCAUUAUCUUCUCAGUGGCUCUUUCAUCUGUAUUGGCAAAAACCAUGACUGUGAUUUUGGCAUUUAUGGCAACUAAACCAGACUCUGGAUUGAAGAAAUGGGUAGGGAAAGGAUUGACCAAUUCUAUUGUCCUUUCAGGUUCCUUCAUUCAGGUGGGAAUUUGCACAAUUUGGCUGAGUAUCUUUCCCCCUUUCCCAGAUACAGACCUGCACUCACUGAAGGGAGAAAUCAUAAUGGAAUGCAAUGAGGGCUCAGUGAUCAUGUUUUACUGUGUCCUUGGUUACAUGGGCUUCCUGGCUAGUGUGAGCUUUAAUAUUGCUUUCCAAGCCAGGAAGCUGCCCAGCAGGUUCAAUGAGGCCAAGUUCAUCACUUUCAGCAUGUUAGUCUUUUGCAGCGUCUGGCUGUCAUUUGUUCCAACCUACCUGAGCACCAAAGGAAAAUACAUGGUAGCUGUGGAGAUCUUUUCUAUUUUAUCCUCCGGUGCUGGUUUACUGGGAUGUAUAUUGUCCCCCAAGUGCUAUAUCAUUUUACUGAAGCCUGAGAUGAACAAGAAGGAACAUUUAAUGAGGAAAGAAAAGUAA
This is a messenger RNA of Protobothrops mucrosquamatus (brown spotted pit viper), 2322 nucleotides long. Its product is annotated as vomeronasal type-2 receptor 26-like. The record is from RefSeq and is a predicted model, not a curated record. Gene Ontology annotation, cellular component: membrane. Gene Ontology annotation, biological process: G protein-coupled receptor signaling pathway. Lineage: Eukaryota; Metazoa; Chordata; Lepidosauria; Squamata; Viperidae. The transcript is spliced from 6 exons. The coding region runs from base 1 to 2322 and encodes 773 amino acids. Gene Ontology annotation, molecular function: G protein-coupled receptor activity.